AUGGAGACAAUCUACAUCGUCUUCGGCCUUUUGGCUCUGUUCAUGAUUGCCCAGGCCGUAUUCGCGGAUCGUUCACCCAUCCCCGAAACAUCCGGCAAGGUCUACAAGAUCUCCGCCCCGUCGGAGCUCGACUCAGUCCUCGCAUCAAACAUACACGUCGUAGUUGAUUUCUACGCAGACUGGUGUCCGCCGUGCCGCGCCAUCGCGCCUGUAUUCUCAAACCUAGCAGACGCCCACGCCUCAGAGGGACAACUUGCCUUUGCCAAGGUCAACACUGAUCAUGUGAAGGAUGUUGCAGCCAAGUAUGGAAUCAGCGCUAUGCCGACUUUUGUGUUCUUUGAGAAUGGCGUUGCGAAGGGUGUGCAGGCUGAGGGGGUGAACAGCAGGGCUGUUGCGUUCACGAAGGAUGGCAGGGUUGAUAGGAUUAGGGGCGCGGAUCGGGGGGCGCUUGAGGCUGUCGUUAAGGCUUUGGCUAGUGAGAAGUGA
Molecule: messenger RNA, 486 nt
Organism: Fusarium mangiferae
Lineage: Eukaryota; Fungi; Ascomycota; Sordariomycetes; Hypocreales; Nectriaceae
Product: putative thioredoxin
Exons: 2
Coding region: 1-486 (161 amino acids)
Source: RefSeq, a predicted model, not a curated record